Messenger RNA from Magnolia sinica, 1024 nucleotides. Its product is annotated as early nodulin-like protein 9. Bases 103 to 735 code for a protein of 210 amino acids. Gene Ontology annotation, molecular function: electron transfer activity. The record is from RefSeq and is a predicted model, not a curated record. Gene Ontology annotation, cellular component: plasma membrane. Lineage: Eukaryota; Viridiplantae; Streptophyta; Magnoliopsida; Magnoliales; Magnoliaceae. The transcript has 2 exons.
CAUCAUCAGAUGGGAAACCUCAUGCCAUCCCUUCAACUUCUCUAAAUCUUGCAUUUCUAGGAAAACCCAUAUUGUUUUUCCUCUCUUUUCUUCUUUAUCUUAAUGGCUAGCAAAACAUUAAGAUCAAAUCAUCAUUACAAGGCAUUUCAUGCCUUGGGUCUCUUUGUUAUUUUGAUCCUGGUGCAAAGAGCUGGUGCAACUGAGUUCAAGGUUGGAGGCGCAACUGGGUGGACGGUGCCCACGGAUGCCAAGGCACUUAAUCAAUGGGCUGAAAUGCAUAGGUUUCAGAUUGGAGAUUCCCUAUUGUUUGUCUACCAACCCAACAAAGACUCCGUGUUUAUAGUAAACAAAGAUGAUUAUGAAAAUUGCAACGUAGAAGCACCCAAGAAAAAAUUCAGUGAUGGGAACACUAUCUUCAAGUUCGAUCAAUCAGGUUCAUACUACUUCAUUAGUGGAGUUCGAGAUAACUGCCUUAAGAAUGAGAAGCUAUGGGUUGUAAUCAUGGCAGAUAGAAGCACCAGAUCCUCGAGCUCGAAUCAGACAAACCCUGCUUCUCCUCCAUCUCCUUCGGCUGCAGGAUCUCCUGAGACCACCCCAUCAAUGGCUCCUGUAGGAGAAGAGGCUCCUUCUCCUCCACCUCCUCCCCCACCUCGAAACGGAGCUUCUUCAAAGGUUACCAGUCUCAUGGGUUGUUUUGCAGCACUUCUUGGGUCACCUCUUCUAUUUGUUUUGUAAGACAAGCGUGUCUUUGGAGUAGGUGUUGUGGCUUUAAAUGUUACAACUAGAUGUGGAGGGCUAUGGAAAUUUAUGUGGUUUCAUGAGAGAAGUUGGGUUUUCUUGUUAUUCUCUUCUUCUUCUUUUUUAAUUCUUUCAUUUUCAACUUGAGUGAAUCAAUACUUAUUUUAAGGAUAGCUUGAUUGAUGAUAUUUGUUUGUGACACUUGGAAAUUACACUUAAUAAUCACAUGUAUUAGUUGGGCUUAUUGGCUUUUGAAGAUGUAUUAAUGAAAUAAAUCGGUUUUUUU